Frankliniella occidentalis (western flower thrips) is the source of this 1164-nucleotide messenger RNA. RefSeq lists its product as uncharacterized. The record is from RefSeq and is a predicted model, not a curated record. Gene Ontology annotation, biological process: sensory perception of taste. Bases 208 to 1149 code for a protein of 313 amino acids. Lineage: Eukaryota; Metazoa; Arthropoda; Insecta; Thysanoptera; Thripidae. Gene Ontology annotation, cellular component: membrane. The transcript has 6 exons.
AGUCCCGGAACCCCGCUACGCAAACGUUGCUCUUGCCCGUCCGCAGCGCGGCUGUCGGUGCACCCGCUGCGCUCCACCCUCCUGUACGUGCUGGCGGUGCAGACGCUCAUCACCUGGUCCGCGCACCAGGUGUACGCGUCGUUCAGCGGCCUGCUCCACUCGGAGCCGGAGAACGCCCGCGGCGUGGACGAGCGCCUGCUCGCGACCAUGUCCAUCGUGCACGUGUUGUCGCACGUCGUCGUCCUCGUCAUCUGGUUCGAGGUGCCGCGCGCCGUUAAGUGCCGCGUCCACCUGGUCGACUUCGCGGAAAACUAUAUCGAAAUGGUGGGCGAGCAGCCCUACAGCAAGGGGACGCGCUUCGUGCGGUGGUACACGCUUGCCUUCUGCUUCGUCCUCGCGCCCUUCUUGGUGGUCAUCUGGUGUAACUACAUCCUGAGGAAACCGUUCCUCACGCACGGGCCCUCGCACCUCCUCCAGCUCGUCAACGUGAUCUCUUCGGUGGUGGUGUUCGACAUUGCCUGCAUGAUAGUCCGCGACCUGGCGUCCAACGUCGCCGCCAAGCUCAAGGAGGAAUUGGACUCCGACCGGAUGACGGCUUCCCGCCUCGAGGAGUUUCGCCUCGCGUGGCUCAACCUGCGCCAGCUGACGGUCGACCUAGGCAGCAUGUCUCUCACGGGCUUGUCGAUGGUCUUCUACCUCCUCGUCAUUGUGACGCUGACCAGCUACCAGUCCGCCGUGUCCUACUACAACAACAACAUCCUCCUGUGCUUCGCCAGCACCGGCGUCCUCCUCGUGGCCCAGUUCGCGCUCAUCCACAUCUGCGACACGGCGCACCGGCUGAAAGACGUGAUGUUUACUGGUUUCUACGAACCUCUGGCGUCGAAAAGCUGGAGGGUACUGCCGGCCGACCUGCUCACCGAGCACCAGCAGUUUUUACACACGAUAUCGACUAACCCGGCCGAAGUUACUUUUAUGGGCAUGAUCAGCAUCAAACGUCCAACAUAUCUAAGCAUCAUGGCAGCCAUUGCCACGUACCUGAUAGUUCUCUUCCAGCUUCGGAUGUCCGACGAAGAUUUACCAACAAAAGCGACGACUAAUUCAACAGAAUCCAGUUUAGAUUCUUUAUUUGGCAGCAAAACGUCGAAUUAAAAUUUCCGUUUUUUA